Messenger RNA from Rhineura floridana, 4307 nucleotides. It is a transcript of the gene PARS2, whose product is annotated as prolyl-tRNA synthetase 2, mitochondrial. Gene Ontology annotation, molecular function: proline-tRNA ligase activity; ATP binding. Gene Ontology annotation, cellular component: cytoplasm; mitochondrion. Bases 466 to 1890 code for a protein of 474 amino acids. Lineage: Eukaryota; Metazoa; Chordata; Lepidosauria; Squamata; Rhineuridae. The record is from RefSeq and is a predicted model, not a curated record. Gene Ontology annotation, biological process: prolyl-tRNA aminoacylation. The transcript has 2 exons.
GCAACGACAACCAACGUCGGGGGGUGGGGGGUUGAACCUCUCGUACUGAGUAACAAUUUCGAUUAGGUUACAAAUCUUCUCAUCUUAACCUGAGCGUAAAUUCUGAGCAGACGUUAUAGGAUUGCAUCGUCUCUCUGUCAAGUCUCCAGAUUCCCACCCAAAUAAUUCUGAAUAACCCUAGAGAUUUAUGUAGGGGCAGGGGUCUAUUAAAAAUGACAUUUUCCACAUGAAAGAAGACUUGAUUUGGGAACAGUAUAACGAACUGUUUUUAUUAAUGAGGCGUGGCGGAAUACAGUGCUGCUCAACCAUAUCUACUACACUAAAAUCCUGGAAUUUUCCAUUAUCUUCUAUGGGCAGCUCUCAUUUCUGUCCCAAGGAGAAAAGUCGGAAGAGGAGGAAUGAGCAAGUUCGGUAUUUAGGCAAUUGAAUCAUUUGAAAGAGAAGCUUCAUCUGUGAGUCUUGAAAAUGGAUGGUCUUAGAAGAGGGAAAACACUCCUUCCUAAUUUGAUAAACUGGAUUGGCUGGUGUCAAAAACAGCAACCAUGCUGCAGGUUUUAUUGUGAUCUUCGUUCAAGACAAAAGUACUUAUCGCAGCACUUCCAACUGAUGAAUCUGUGGGAGGAUAGCAUAGCAUCACAGGAAAGCAAACCAGGAGAACUGACAUGUAAAAGUCAGAGACUGAUGUUACUAGCAGGACUGAUCUAUCCAGCCAGCCCCGGCUGCUACCAUUAUAUGCCCUACACUGUCCGAGCAUUGGAGAAGCUCAUCAAAGUAAUAGACCGAGAAAUGCAGGCCAUAGGGGGACAGAAAGUAAACAUGCCCACAUUAAGCUCAGCACAGCUCUGGAGAGCCAGUGGAAGGUGGGAACUGAUGGGCAGUGAACUUUUACGACUGGCAGACAGGCACAGCCAAGAAUACUGUCUAGGACCUACCCAUGAAGAGGCCAUCACUGACCUAAUAGCUUCUCAAGGCCACUUGUCCUACAAACAGCUUCCUCUCUUGCUGUACCAGGUAACAAGAAAGUUUCGAGAUGAGCCAAAACCACGUUUUGGGUUGCUGCGUGGCCGAGAAUUUUAUAUGAAGGAUAUGUACACCUUUGAUGCCUCCAAGGAGGCUGCUCUCCAGACCUAUGCCCUAGUGUGCAAUGCAUACUGCAACAUAUUCAACAACUUAGACCUGCAGUUUGUGAAAGUCCAAGCAGCCACCGGAAACAUUGGAGGGACAAUGUCUCAUGAAUUCCAACUCCCUGCCGACGUUGGUGAGGACCGGUUGAUGAUGUGUGCAGACUGUGACUUUUCAGCCAACGUGGAAACAAUAUCUCCAGAUGAGAAGCAUUGCCCAGUUUGUAAAGGAAAACUAGUUGAGAGCAAAGGGAUUGAAGUUGGCCAUACUUUCUUCUUGAGUACAAAAUACUCUUCUGUUUUUAAUACUGCCAUCCGCACUGCACAGAAUAAUCAUGUUCCAGCUGAAAUGGGCUGCUAUGGGCUGGGUGUGACUCGGAUUCUUGCAGCCUCCAUUGAGGUGCUGUCUACGGAGGAUGCCAUUCGUUGGCCAAACCUCAUUGCACCAUAUCAGGUCUGCCUUAUUCCCCCAAAGAGAGGCAGCAAAGAGGAGAAAGGGGCAAUGCUCCUGGAGGAUUUAUAUGACUGUAUCGUUGAAGGAGUCCCUCAGCUUAAGGAGGAGAUAGUGCUGGAUGAUCGGACUCAAUUUACCAUUGGUAAAAGAUUAAAAGAUGCUAAUAAACUUGGAUACCCCUAUAUUAUAAUAGGUGGGGAAAAGGUUUUGGAUGAGCCUUCUCUAUUUGAAGUAUGGAAUCAAAACACCAAUGAGACAUUGUUCCUUACCAAAGAGCCCAUUGUUGAAUUGCUAAGCAAAGUGCAAAUUCCCUAAAUAUUGAGUAUCUGGCUUUUGAGAUGUUAAUGUUUUCCUCUGUUGUCUUAAGCAGAUGGCUAUGGAAGUAUAUGGCAUUUUUACUGUAUUAGUUUAUAUUUUCUAAACCAAGGAUUGAACUGGAGGCAGCUAUGGUGCUGUCUCUGUCCCAAAGCCUCAUGUGCAAAGGGUUGCCCACUGAUUUCAAUGGCAGGGACAGUGCCAUCUGUACACUAGGGAUGUUCUACAAGGGUAAGGAACCUGUAGGCUUCCAGUUGUUGGAGUCCAACUUCAGUCAUCUCCACCCAGCAUGGCCAAUGGUCAGGAGUGAUAGAAAUUGUAAUCUGACAAUAUCUGGAAGGCCACAAGAUCCCCAUCCCUAUUCUGUAUGGAGGCUUCUCACUAACAUACUCAACAGGUGAUAAAAGUGUCCUGCUUGACAUUUCUUUUGGGGAGGGCAGCAUGAAGCUGAAUGUAAUUAAGGUAAACAGCAAAUCUGCAGUGAAGUGCUUACCAGUGUAGCUGUGCUCAUGGAAGGAUACCAUAUUUUACUGUCAGGACAUCAACAAUUGACAGAAGUGAAAAAGCAGAUCACAAAAGACAAAAGAGCAAGUUUUUACCCUUCAAGUUUUUUUAGGUGUGCUGUGUCUCUGUGUGAGAGACUCACUUGGAUUGUGUACUAAACUGGAUCUUUUCCAUCAUCUUCUGUUGCUUAAAUUCAAAGACUGAGUUGCUCAGAUACACAAUAGUGUGGGCCUUAAUUAUACCAGCCAAAAUGAUCUGAAAUGAUUUGAGAUGGACUUUAAUGAGAAUAAUAUAUCAAGUCAAUCUUUGUAACAUUUUUUAUUUUUAAAAAAGAAAAAUCACUUUUUAAGCUGAGUAUGCCCCAAAUCUGCAUGUUAAUUAAAAGUAAAUUUUCGUCUUCUGACCAUGGGGUUGGCUUUCUAAGAAUGGAUGAUCAAGAAACAAAUUCCAAACAAAAUGAAGGAACCUAGUUUAAUGCCAAGCUUCUGAGUGAGCCAAUUAAAUGAGCUGUUCUGAAAUCUUGACACCUAAUUACCAAAUAGGCUGCUUCUGUUCCUCCCCUCUUUGAGAUCAUGUGCUGUAAUCUGCAUUUUCAAUAUCCAUAAGCAUUUCACCUAAUUAAAAUAUGUACAGCUAAGCUGAAUAUUAGUUUGUUUUAAAGAGGCCCCACACUCCUGACUGUUACCUUUUCCAGUGAUAAGCAGUGUUGAGAAAUUAACAGUGCAAUCCAAUACAUGUAAGCUCCACUCGGUUCAAUAGGACUUACUCCCAGGUAAGUGUGUAUUGGAUUGCAGCCUAAGGCUGCAAUCCUCGCCCCACCUAAUUGGGAACUUUCAGAAAUGGUUAGGAAUGUGCUGUAAGCCAGGGAUGGAAAAGCUGUGACUCUCUAGGUGGUGUUGGAUUACACUUCCUAUCUUUCCUGGCCAUUGGCUGGAGCUGAUGGGCAUUGGGAGUUUAAUAAUUGGAAAGCUACACGUUUCCCAUCCCUAGAUUACUGUGAAGCAUGGAGCCUGCUUUUUUAGUUGCAAUUCUGCAGUAAACUGUCUGGGUGACUUUAUGCAAGUCCAUCACUCAUUCACAAACUCAGUCCUCCAACAAUAUGGUGCAAUGAGGUGUGGCUUCCUAUUCAACUAUUUUGCCAGUUUAUUGCAAGGUUUAUAACAAAAUACUGGCCUUGUUCUACGUAAUGCUAAGCUGUGUGAAUGAGUCUCACGAUCUUGUACUUUCCUUUUCUUCUAGAGGAGAUCAGAAACAUAUGCUUCAAUUUCUAACUAAGAGUUGGUAGUCCAAACCUGGGCUAGCAGUAUUAUGUCCAAACCUGGACAAACUAUGGUUAUGUUUGACUGUGGUUUAGGGUAGGGGUAGCAAGUGUGGUAGUCUCCAGAUGUUGUUAUGCUGGCCAAUAGUAAAGAAUAAUUGGAAUUACAGGCAUCUACCACAUUGCCUACACUGGUAAGCAACAGGCCAGCCUCAAACUAUAGGUCGUGAUCCUGACUUUUUCCCUAAACCAUCGUUAAGAUUAGCCAUAGUUUUGGGUUUAGACAUAAUGAUAUACCAUGGUUAACUGAGAACCCAAGCAAAAAUUUCCAAUCUUAUGGCCAUCAGGAGGGGAAGGGGAAUGCAUGAGCCUAAGACUCAUUCAUGUAAUGCUAAAACAUAACUUAUGUUACAUCCAAACCAGGACAACACAUGGAAUGCUUUGAGCACUCUGAAGUGCUGUGUAAAUAUUUAACCACUUAUUUUAUUACAUCUAAUAGAGAUGUUGCUGUAUUUUGAUCAUUAUUCUUUCCCCCAUACCUUCUGCCAUCUCUCCCUAAUAGUUUCUUGAGAAUAAACGCAUCCUUGCAACAGCUAGUUGUUUUGUAGGAUUUAGCUUCACUCUGCCUAGAGCUUUGAACAGCAUCAUUUUUGGC